ACCCACAGCGCACGCAGGACUGCCCGGAGUGAGAGGGGAGUGCUGCGUGACCCCUCCGGAACUGCUGAGAGCCACCAGGAUCCCAUUGGACACCAUUAGGACCCUACUGGACACCACCUGGCGCAACACCCCAGGAUCCAGCCAGACACCUCGCAUACCACCAGGACCCCCUGAGCACCACUGGGACCCCCCCCCCCCCCGUCCCCAAGAACCAUGGAGACCCCACUGGGCAGAACUGAGACCCCCCCAGAUACCACCAAGACCCUCCUGGACACCUCCGGGACUCAUUUGGAGACCACCAGGAGCCCAUUGGAAGCCACCGAGACCCCUCCAGACCCCACUGUGACUCCCCGGGAGCCCACCGAGUCUCCCCGCGGUACCACCUGCCCACCCCCAACCCGCUGGGGCAUCUGCUCGGCUGGCAAAAUCAGCCACGACUUCCUGGUGGCCCUGCGCACACUGCCUCCCGAGGAGCACCUGGCUGUGGCGGUGGCAGCACGGGAGCUGUCCCGUGCCCAGCAGUACGCGCAGCUGCACGGGGUGGCACGCGCCUAUGGGAGCUACGAGGAGCUGGCAAGAGACCCCCAAGUGGACGUGGUCUACGUGGGCACGGUGAACCCGCAGCACCUGCCGGCCACCCUCCUGUUCCUGCGGGCACGCAAGGCUGUGCUGGUGGAGAAGCCAUUGGGCAUCAGCGCCCGCGAGGCCAAGGAGAUGGCAGCAGCUGCAAGGGAGGCGGGCGUCUUCCUGAUGGAGGGCUUCUGGACCCGCUUCUUCCCAGCCUGGAAGCGGCUGCGGGCGCUGGUGGAUGAGGGGGCUUUGGGGGAGUGCCGGGUGCUGCAGGGGGCCCUGGCCUUCCCCCUGCGGGCCGUGGAGAGGCUGCGAGAGCCCAGCCUGGGUGGAGGGGCCCUCCUGGACCUGGGGGGCUACGGACUGCAGAUGGCCAGCGCCUUGCUGGGGAGGGGAUGCCCACCCCUACGCCUGCGGGCAGAGGGCUGCCUGCACCCCUCCGGGGUGGAUGAGACAGUGACGCUGACGCUGCAGUACGAGGGGGGGAAGCAGGCAGCACUGACCGUGUCCAUGGAUGCAAAGCUGCCAGGGGGCGCCGCGCUGGGGGGAACCCGCGGCUGGGUGGAGAUCCCCAGCCACCUGAACUGCCCCACUGAGCUGAUCUGGGAGGGCAAGAGAGAGGUUUUCCCCUUGCCCCCCCCCGCGGAACCCCUGAACUACCCCAACAGCACAGGGCUGCGCUACGAGGCCCAGCAUGUGCGGGAGUGCUUGCUGAAGGGGCUGACUGAGAGCCCCGUGAUGACGUUGGCUGAGAGUGAGCUGAUCGCCGAGAUGAUGGAUGAGGCACGGCACCAGGUGGGGGCUGUAGGGCCGGGGGGCACUGUCGCAUAACAGACCAUUUCCACUCCCCCACCCCCUGCAAAACAUGAGCAGAAUAAAGCGAUCAACCUGC
This is a messenger RNA of Gallus gallus (chicken), 1462 nucleotides long. It is a transcript of the gene DHDH, whose product is annotated as dihydrodiol dehydrogenase. Bases 214 to 1401 code for a protein of 395 amino acids. Gene Ontology annotation, molecular function: D-xylose 1-dehydrogenase (NADP+) activity; nucleotide binding. Gene Ontology annotation, biological process: D-xylose catabolic process. NCBI's taxonomy places the organism in Eukaryota, Metazoa, Chordata, Aves, Galliformes, Phasianidae. The transcript is spliced from 7 exons. The record is from RefSeq and is a predicted model, not a curated record.